Penaeus vannamei (Pacific white shrimp) is the source of this 2831-nucleotide messenger RNA. Its product is annotated as histone H2A deubiquitinase MYSM1. Gene Ontology annotation, molecular function: metallopeptidase activity; protein binding. The record is from RefSeq and is a predicted model, not a curated record. NCBI's taxonomy places the organism in Eukaryota, Metazoa, Arthropoda, Malacostraca, Decapoda, Penaeidae.
AAUGGCGUCUUCGGAGGAGCUCGGAGACACACUCGACGUCGAUGUCGUGGGCCUGGUGGACUUGGACUUUAAGAGCGAACCUGAUUUUUUCGACUUCGACUCUGAGGGAGAGUUUGGGCUUUUUGGGGAAGCGGGUGUUGCUCUGCACACCACGGCAACCACAACCCACACAGGCCAACCGACGACCACCAACAGCCACAAAACACCAUCGAGCCUUGUAGGGACAAGCACUAGUACCACGCAGCAACAGAGUUCUGGGUCUCCAAAUGGCAAGCGGUCUUCGCAUAACCGGAAGCGGAAGAGCCACUGGAAUGAGAUCGAGAAGGAUCUUUUUAUCAAAGGCAUGGAACUCUUUGGACCCAACUGGAAUAGAAUCUCAAACUUCAUAGCCACCAAGACUGCAGGACAAGUGCGUAGCUUCCACAAAAAAUGGGCAGAGACUGUGAAUGUAAUUCAAGAAUCAGAGAGCUUAGAGCAUUCCUAUGUUUUAAUGCCCGUUGAUCCUGGUUGCAUUACAACAGACCUGGAGGACCCACUGGGACUCAUUGAGACAGCAACUACCACUGUUACAACCACCCCCCUGUCACCAAAGAGAAGCAGGAAUGCACUCGGAGAAAGCAAAAAGACUCUUGGUAUUGAUGAUGACGCUCAGGAUUUCCAUUCGUCCGUUGAGGUUUUUGUUCCCUCUGUGGGUGAGGAGUGGGUGAUUGAAACCGAUGGAAUGCAGACCUGCAUUGAGAAUGUUGCCAGCUCCCCCAAAAAGUCUCCAGAGAAGAGGAAGAAAGAAAACCACAAGAAAAUCAAGAGGAAAAAGAACAGUUCUCCCGUCUCUCAGCUGCCGUUCAAGAUGAAGUCACCUCAGAGACCGAAAAAGAAGACUAAAAAACUCAAGCUCACUAUUGGACUGAACGGGUUGAAUCAGGAGGUUAUUAGUCAGCAAGUAAAGUCACCAACAAAAGAGAAUGAGAGCCUUUCGAAGAAAAGUCCAGCACCGUUCAUGGAGGGUCAGGUUGUUCAUAUAGUGAAAGAUGACAUGGAAGAAAGCGAUGUUGAUAUUGAUGUAAGUGAUGACGAACAGCUGAUGAUUGUUGAUAAGGCACCAAGUACCUCAGUGGCUCAGCAAGAUACUAAAGAAAAUACCAGUGACGAAGUAGUGGAAACUGUGGAAAGUAAGAGUAUCCAACCUGUCAAAGAAGGCUAUGGCUCAGAAAGUAGGAAACAGUUGGUGUUCAAUUUUUCGCCUCCAGCUCAAGAGUAUGAAAUGGAUAUGAACACCAUUACUGAAGAAGAAAAGAAAGUUCAUUUUGAGUAUUUUGAUAGUAGAGGUGUCAAGACGCCUGAGAGGUAUUUAAAGAUUCGGAACUACUUACUGGGUUUUUGGAAGCAGGUGAGACCAAAGUAUGUUAGAAAAACAGCAGUACGUGCAGGUCUGAAGAACUGUGGUGAUGUGAAUUCCAUUGGGAAAGUGCACGAGUACCUUGAGAAAAUUGGAGCAAUAAAUUUUGGGUGUCCAGAGAGUAAUUAUAGUACUCCCUUAAUUGUUGGAGUGAAACAGAAAGAAAAGGUAGCAGUUCCGAGCAAACCGGUGGCCAAAGUAGAUAGAUCGGAAGUGACACGCCAGAAACAGAAAAAGAAGUGGGAUGUUUCCAUGAGCGAAGGAGGAGGCCUCACAAUCAGCCAUGAUGAGUCGGGAGCCAUUGUCGAUGCCUGUCAUAUCCCUGAGGCUCCUCGGAAUAGAGCUGGCCUAGGGGCAGGGAGGAGUGGAGGCAGGCUGGAGCAGUUCAAGCUCGUCCGCUGUCUGGAACAUGACCCGGAUACCCCGGCUCCAUUCUCUGUUGUCAUGCAUGCUCAUGCACUUAUUACUCUUGAUAUUCAUGCUCACACUUCCUUGGCAGAGGUAAUGGGUUUGCUAGGUGGGUAUUAUGAUCCAGCUGCCCAUACAUUGCAUGUGACAGUUGCAGUACCGACGAAGGCUGUGAGCUCUGGUGUGGAAUGCGACAUGUGUCCUGUGUCUCAGAGUGCAGCCUGCACUGCCAUACAUGAAGGUGGAGUUCAAGUUGUAGGCUGGUAUCACUCCCACCCGACCUUCCCACCCAACCCGUCGGUGCAGGAUGUAGAAACCCAGUCUCAGAUGCAGCAGUGGUUCGCCCGCCAAGACGCGCCUUUCCUUGGCAUUAUUGUGAGUCCCUAUUGCCCUACCAACCGGAGCGAGGCUUCUCAGAUCAGAUGUAUUGUGUUAGACAAGCCGCCCCACGAGAAUACCGGUAACGCAGAAGGAGGAGCAGCAGCACCACCGUCCGGGACGCCGUACAAGCUCUCCUGGUCUGUCAGCGAGGUCAUUCCGGGGGCAUGGGGGGAAGUGUGUCAGGGCAUCAGGCUAGUGGUGGGCGGCGCGAGAGAGGAUGGCAUGGCUGUGGAGUGGCGAGGGGAGUGGCGGGGACAAGUGACCAACUGGGAGAAGGCGAUAGCGUCUCUCAAACAUCAUCUACCUCCUCAUCUGUACGGGCCGCUGCAGGCUGUGCGCACGACCUUCCUUGCUGCUGUGAGAGAAUAUAUGGAUAGCUAGUUUUGUGAUUGGCGGUGUGAGUCGUGUCUGUUCUUGAUUAUGCGAUGGCUUCGUUAUAUAUAAGAUGAUGGCAUAGUUCAUAUCUUCCAUGCGAUUUGUUACGGGAGAGUCAACAGGAGUUACCAAUUACAGUAUGUGAUGCAAUGUAUGCUUACAUUCGAAGGGAAUUGUUAAAUGUCACUUCGUUCUAGAAGUAAGCUUUAAGUUUGUAUAUACUGAAUUUUAUGUACCUGAUAUUGUCAAUAAAUAUAAUAGUAAACAGUUA